CGAGGAACCUGCGGCGAACAUCGGUUUACGCAGCUGUGCACUGAUUCACCUAAUCGUUGAUGCAAAUGUCCAGCCUGCGUUUUGGAGCGCAGCCGUGACUCUGUAGUUCCCGCCCCUCCGCCUCAGUCCCAGCCUAUUCGAGCAGAUCAUGAGGGCUCGCAUUUGAACUGCUGCAGGCACCCAAAAACUUAACGUUACUAUCACACCGAAGAACACAGGCAGAAAGAGCGGAAAGUCAGAGGAGCAUGGGUUGUCACAACAGCAAAGUUUGUGGCCAGGUCUCCAAGAAAAAGAAGAAAAAUAAAGCACAAGAAGGUGAGAAACACACAAAGGACAUCAAACUGCAAGAUGGAAGUGGUACACACUCAUCUGAGGAGGAGCGCUGUUGUUUGGAGAAUCAGCUGGAGAAUUAUGAGUGGCAGCUAAAGAUCCUACAUGCCGUUUUGACGGCUUCAGGAGACCAAGAGAGAGAGCAACUCCUCAAGGACCAUCCUGGAGACAUCUGCACUUUAGUCCACAGCAUUACAGAGAAGGUGAAGACUGAGAUUAGUGCAGAUCUGAACGAUCUUCAUGAACAACAAAUGAGGAGCGUCUCAGAACAACAUCAGAGUGAGACUGAAGAGCUACAGCGAUUGCACAGCGAGGAGAAGAAUGUUUUAAAUGAGUCUUACGCUGCAGCCGAGGAAGCUCUGAAGGAUCAGAUUGAAGACUUGACGUCAGAGCUGAAGCUGUUCAACGAGUUAAAACGUCGAGCAGAGGCGUCCACGCUCAAGAGAGAUCUUCAGAGGAAUAUUGAGACUCAUGGCAGCCCUGGUGAAUUUUGGGAGCAGGAGCAGGAGAGCCUGUUAUUUGUAAUUGAAAUGAAACGUCAGAAUUUGCAAGACCAGGGGAACAAGCUGCUGCAGAUGGAAGCACUGGUGGAGAAGAAUCUGUCGUUGGAGGAUCAGCUCCUGCAGGCUCUCCAGCAGAACGAGGACUUCAGAGUCCGAAUAGAAAAUUACCAAAGCCUCAUACAACAACUGUCCAAAGAGCAGAAUGACAUGCAGGAGGUGCUGGAGAAACAGUCCCUGCAGAAUCAGAAGCUCAUCCAGGAGAAAGAGGAGCUGCUGUUUAAACUGCUGCACCGCAGAGACUCCUGCUCCGCCUUCCACCUGCCCUCAGUCAUUCCCACACAAGUGUCUCCCAGCUGACUAAAGCCUUAACCCACUGUAUCACUGUAUCCUGACCCGUGCCUUCUGUUUUAAAUGCCAGUUAUUUUGGAGUGUUGUGAACAUGCAGUGAAGCUAAAAAGGACUUACUCAUUGCAUUUAUAAUUUUAACUGGCAAAACUGUAUUUUUGUACAUAACAUUGUAUUUUAAGAGAUGUUGCAUAUCUUUUUUUUUAUUGAGUUUUGAAUUAGCUGUGGAGCUAUUCAUUAGUUGUUAGUGCGAAGGGGGCAGUUUACCCAAAAAUGAACAUUUGAUGCUAAUUUAAUCACUGUCAGGCCAGAUGUCAAUGACUUUAGAUCAUUAAAGAUUUUUAGCUGAAACUUUGGGUUUUUUUUUUUCGGGAUUUGUGAAAUGCAAGUCAGUGGCAAACCACCAUAAAUAUCUGAGGCACUUAAUGAUACAUUGAGGUGUUAUGAAACAAAGAGAUCAGCAUAAUAUACAACAGUUAGUUUUUCAUAAUUUUAUUUAUAAAAUGAUACAAUUACAAGCACUCAUCCACUGUGGAUUAAAGGUAAAUAUGGUUAGCUUCGUAAGAUAUUCAUGUAUCUUUUACAGUUAUAUUUAUCUAUUUAUUUAUUUAUUUUGACUCAAAUCGCCAUAGUUUCAGCUAAAAUCUGCAAUCUUAUCCAAGUGAAAAAAGAUGUCAUUGACAUGUUAAAUGUACCAAUGGUGAGUAAAUUUACCCAUUUCAUGUUUGGGUAACUGCAUUUAAAAGAGAUAGUUCAGCUAAAAAUGUACAAUUCCUCACCAUUUACUCGCACUCAAGUGGCCCUAGACUUAUUAAUUUCCUUUUUUCUGUAAAACACAAAGAUAUUUUGAAGAAUAUUGGAAACUAGUAACCUUUAGUAGGAACGCAAAUUCUGAAAUCUUUUUCCAACAUUCUUCAGUGUCUGUCUUUUGUGUUUUACAAAAGAAAGAAACUCAAGUUUGGAACAAGUAGAGGGGAAUGCACUCAAACAAAUGUGUUUGCUGUUUGUUUAAACUACUUUAAAAUAAACAGAAACAACACAAUUGUAGACUUUUUGGGGGGGACAACUGAAUUAGUUUGUUCAAUCCAUUUAGAUUUGUAAAAUGUUUUAAGUUAACUUAAUUCAUUCAUGUUGUCCCAACACAAAUUGAUUGUGUGCAAACCCUUUUUUACAGUGUAAAUAAAUAAUGAGAGAAUUCAUUUUUGGGUGAACUAUCUAUGUUUUUUUCCAUAUACUACGUAGUAGCAGUUUUUGUCAAAUUUUGAUACCUGUUUUUCAUUUUUUCCCCAUUAUUUUCCCCAUUAUUUUUUCUUUCUUUCUAGGAAACAGUAGAUAAGUAGGUAAUAUUAAAACAGUUGUCUUCUUGCAUCCAAACAUUGGAGCCAGAGCACUUGUCAUGUAGCAUGAUUUAUUUUUUAUUUGUUUUAGAUGCACUUGCACUUUCAUAUCAGUGUUUUUAUUCUGUACAGUGAUGGAUGUUUGGUGACUACCGGUUAUGCUUUUUUUUCUACACUAUGCACACUUUGCCAUAGUUUUUCAGUUUCAAAACCUUCUGCUUUUCAGUUGUUGGUAAAGUAGGGGUAAAAUCCAAUUGUUGUUGGCCCACAUAACCAGUGUGCAUUUAUUUCAAGAAAAUAUUUUGUUACUAAUCCAAUUUUAAAAUAAUACUCUAAAAAUUCUGAACAGUUUCACUGUGAGCCCCCUACAUUUUUAUUUUUUAUUUUUUGAUUGCUUUCUAGUAGCUGUGAUUGAUUUGCUAUUUUAAUAGCAUAACUGGUAAAUCAAUGGCCUUUCUACCAUCCAUAUUUUUCUUUUUUUUUUUUUACUGUUGUGAAUUAUUUUUAAUUUUCUGCCAUUUAUAUACCUCUGAAUCAGUGCCUUUGGUGGAAGAUGUUUCUUAGAAGAAAAACAAGCAAUAAAAGCUGAAUAAGAGGGA
This is a messenger RNA of Danio rerio (zebrafish), 3114 nucleotides long. NCBI's taxonomy places the organism in Eukaryota, Metazoa, Chordata, Actinopteri, Cypriniformes, Danionidae. The record is from RefSeq and is a predicted model, not a curated record.